Molecule: messenger RNA, 9471 nt
Organism: Talaromyces marneffei
Lineage: Eukaryota; Fungi; Ascomycota; Eurotiomycetes; Eurotiales; Trichocomaceae
Exons: 10
Coding region: 1-9471 (3156 amino acids)
Biological process (GO): secondary metabolite biosynthetic process; fatty acid biosynthetic process
Molecular function (GO): fatty acid synthase activity; oxidoreductase activity; phosphopantetheine binding
Source: RefSeq, a predicted model, not a curated record
AUGACCCCAGAACGCCAAAUAGCCGUCAUUGGCAUGGCAUGCCGUCUGCCUGGCGGGGCCGAAAACCCAGAGAGUCUCUGGUCCAUGCUGGCAGAAGGUAGGGAUGGCUGGCAAGAGGUCCCAAAAGACCGGUGGGACUGGAAGUCAUUUUACCACAAGGAUCCCGAGACCAAAGAAGCCAUGAAUUUUAGCCAUGGAUACUUCAUAGACCAGGAUGUCUCAGCCUUUGAUACACAGUUCUUUGGUAUUCCUGCCGCAGAGGCCACCGGCGUAGAUCCACAGCAGAGAAUUGCCCUCGAACUUACUUACGAAGCAUUCGAGCAUGCGGGAAUUCCCAUCGAGACUCUACGUGGCUCUGACACUUCGGUGCACAUGGCAAUGUUUGCACGGGACUAUGAUCGAAUGGGGUACAAAGACGGACCUCAGAUUCACAAGGCUCAUAUCUUGGGCGCGGGCGAUGCUAUUCUGUCGAAUCGGAUUUCGUAUGUUUUUGAUCUGAAAGGGUCAUCGAACACCCUGGAUACGGGCUGCUCUGGGAGUCUUGUAGCAUUGCAUCAAGCCUGUCGUACACUGAAGGAUGGUGAGGCUACCUUGGCAGUUGCUGGAGCCAGUCAACUGAUGUUGACCCCGGACCAAUCCAUUGCUAUGACAUCCGUUGGCACACUCAUCAACAAAGACGGAAGAUCAUACACCUUCGAUGACCGCGGCUCUGGUUACGGACGUGGAGAAGGUGUGGGUGUCCUUGUUUUGAAGUGCCUAGACCAGGCGCUGGCCGACGGUGAUACGGUUCAUGCAGUCAUUGUGAAUUCGGGAGUCAAUCACGAUGGCAAGACUGCUGGAAUUUUCUUGCCCAACGCCGAUGCACAGGAAAAACUGGCUAGGUCAGUCUAUGCCAAGGCCGGGACUGUAGCAGGUGAUGAUGCAGAAAUAAAAUCCAUCUCAAAGGUAUUCGGCCGCCAAGCAGGACGACUGGCCGAUUUGCCUGUGGGAAGCAUCAAGAGCAAUAUUGGUCACUUGGAGUCUUCUAGCGGCGUAGCUGGGAUCCUUAAAGCCAUCAUGGUCUUGAAGAACAACCAGAUCCCUCCAAAUCUGAACUAUAUAAACCCGAAGCCAGGUCUUAAUCUUGAAGAGAGAGGAAUUAUCGUACCACUAGAACUCACAUCACUUACGCCGCGAGGCUAUGUUGGACCCAGGCGCGUCUCCGUAAAUAGCUUUGGCUAUGGUGGAACCAACGCCCAUGCCAUUCUCGAGGCAUACGACCGUCCGUGUAUUACUGACUCCCAUCAAUCCAAUGGAAACGGUCAUGGGCACCACAGUAAUGGCAUUACGAAUGGUAUCACUAACGGUAUUACCAACGGAGAUUCUAAAAGACUUUUUGUUCUCUCGGCAAACUCUGAAGUGUCGCUCGGCAACGUGAUUUCCAACCUACGGCAAUGGCUCAUGUCCAACCAGAGCCGUGAUACUUCAUUCAGUGACCUGUCUUACACUUUGAAUGUCCGUCGUUCAAAGCUCCCAUGGCGCUGCAGUGUCGUAGCAAACAAUGCCCAAGAACUGGAAACAGAAUUAGGAGAUCCAAAACUUCACCAAGUCAAGGCAGCGAAGGAGGCGAGAAUAGGGUAUGUCUUCACGGGCCAGGGUGCCCAGUGGUUCGCCAUGGGACGCGAGCUUUUGGCGACAUCGCAAGUCUUUGUGACGUCAAUCAUGCUUUGCAACCAGAUUCUGAAGGGUCUAGGAUGCGACUGGGAACUCGGCUCGGAGCUUUCUCAACCCCAGGAGAGUUCCCGAGUCGGUGACAGCAGAUUUUCUCAGCCCUGUAUGACAGCCAUCCAGAUAGCCCUCGUUGACUUACUGGAGAAUUUUGGUCUGCAACCUGAAACGGUGUGUGGCCACAGUUCAGGAGAAAUUGCAGCUGCUUACGCCGCUGGUGCUCUGAGUAGGGAGGCCGCUAUGGAAGCAGCCUAUUACCGAGGUAUCUGCUCAUCCAUGGCGAAAGGCUUGAACCCAACAAAUGGGGCCAUGUUGGCCGUGGGUGAGGGAGUGGAGGCAAUCACCCCAAGGAUUCGAAACAUCACCACCGGAAGGUUGACAGUGGCUUGUGUAAACAGUCCAGAAAGUACCACAAUUUCUGGUGAUGUUGCGGCUAUUGAAGAGCUCCAAGCUGUCUUGGACUCUGUGACUGUCUUUAAUAGGCGGCUUGUGGUAGAUUCAGCAUAUCAUUCUCAUCACAUGGAGGUAGUAGCAAAAUCGCAUCUCUCUUCCCUGGAACAUAUGGCGCACGGCAUACCACGAACGAACGUCGCUUUCUAUUCGUCAGUCACAGGCACACGCAAGCUAUCUGACUUCGGACCUUCUUACUGGGUAUCGAACUUGCUGUCACAAGUCAAGUUCAGUGCUGCAUCUCAACUGGUGGCAGAGCACCUGGCCGCAAUUCCUGGAGCUAAUAUCAUAUACACGUAUAUCCCAACUCUUAUCCGGAACCGUAACGCAGUUGACACCAUCCUGGCCCUAGCAGGCAAGACAUUUGAAGCUGGAUACCCGAUUCAGCUAAAUGCUGUCAUGCAGGACUUGGAGAGAGUCGCUAGCUUGUAUAAAGUUGUUGACAGUCUUCCAACAUAUCCGUGGGACCACACGACCAAAUACUGGCACGAAUCAAGGCUUAGCAAAGGGCAUCGUCAGCGUGCCUUCCCUUAUCAUGACCUUGUAGGCCUCUUCGACGUCUUCAGUGCCCUGCAUGAACCUCGAUGGAGAUAUAUCGUGAGCUUGCAAUCUAUUCCAUGGCUUCAAGACCAUGUUGUUGAGGGGUUCGUCAUUUUCCCAGGUGCUGCCUACUUGACUAUGGUCACCGAGGCUAUGAAACAGUUAUUCCAGUUGCGACGGACUUUAGGUCGUAUUAAGAGCAUCAACUUCCGAGACAUCUCCUUUAAGAAGUCUGUCGUGAUCAGCGAGUCAAAAGGCGAUGAUAGUAGCUACCGUAACUAUAUCCCUGAAGUCGAAUUGCAACUAACCAUCAGCCCGGCGCGUCAACAUGAUGCAAGUCCAUGGGAGUAUUUCCGUGUUCUCUCCUAUGAUCCUGAAAACGACUCUUGGACGGAGCACACAACUGGUCUUGUCACAACCGUGACGGAGGCCCAGGACCUUCAGGCUGACGAAGUUGAGGGUACUAGAGAGGAUGAUCUAUUCACAGAAGAUGCCCUCAGAAUACUGCAGGAAAUUCAAACAAACUCAUCAGUUAGUAUAGAACCAGAAAAUCUCUAUGGUUCUCUCGCAGCAUCCGGUAAUGAUUUUGGCCCCAGUUUUCGGGGUCUCAAGGAGAUCCAUGUUGGUAAAUGCUGCGGUCUUGCCAAAGUAGUCGUUGAGAAUAUUGUUCAAAAGAUGCCUGGGCAGUAUAUGCAACCGCAUUUAAUCCACCCUACAACGCUCGAUGCUGUCAAUCAGCUACAGGCAGCAGUGUUCCGAAGAGAGUGCAGCAUCGCGCCUGUGAUGCCGGUAAUUCUCAGCGAACUGUCAAUAUCCGCCGACAUGGAUCCUACACCCGGUUCGGAAUUGAUGGUUGCUCUUAAUCUGCUUCCAGAAGGCUCUCGUACAGCGCUUGGAAACUCGAUCGCCUACCAAAAGCAGAAGGAUGGAAAGUUCCGUCCAGUACUCAUAGCCAGUGGGAUUAGGCUUCAAGUUGUUGGUGAAGUUGAUUCAGCCAAUAAUGGACCCCUCAAAAAGAAAAUGCACUACCGGAUGCAAUGGAACUCGGAUGUAGACUAUAUCACACAAGCCAAUUUCAUGGACCAAAUCUCUCGCCGCAAGCUGCUAGACGUCGGAUACGGGACGCUCAGCAAGCUCGCCGCUGAAGAGCAACUGCAUCUCAAUGACCAAGUCGCAACGAUUUUUAUUCGCAGAGUAGUCAAUCAACUACAAGCGAAGGAUAUUUCCACGGCAUGUAAUCCACAUCUUUCUAAACUCCUUAGUUGGAUGAUAGAGUGGAACCAGUCCGAGGCCGCCGAAAGGAUGCUUGGAUGUCUCGAUUCCGACGCUGAAGCCAGGCUAAUAGAACAGGCAAGUCAUGACAAUAUAGUUGGCUUUACAUUGAAACGCUUCGGUCCACGACUCUUCGAUAUCUUCACUGGAGAGACGGACUCACUUGAACUGCUGAUCCAGGACGACUUACUGGGGCGACUGUACUCAGAGUAUACCCUUUUCAACGGUCACUACGCACAGGUGGCAGAGUAUAUGAAGGCUGUUGUUCACAAGAAACCGAACAUGAAGAUUCUGGAGAUUGAUGCUGGUACUGGCAGUGCAUCCAUGCCGCUCAUGGAGAGCAUCAACCGUAACGGCCGGCUGCUGCUAGACGAGUACACUUACACAGAUAUCUCAUCAGGGUUUUUCGAGCGGGCACGCAACAAAUUCAGCCAAUGGGCUCACCAAAUAAACUUCAAGACGCUUGAUAUUUCACGAGAUCCUCUCGAACAAGGUUUUUCGGCCAAUUCCUUUGAUCUGAUCUUUGCAUCCAUUGUGUUGCACGCUACACCGCUGAUGGAUGUGACAAUGUCUAAUGUGCGCAAACUACUAAAACCAGAAGGCCGCCUUGUUCUCAUUGAGCUUACAGGACUUGCUCCCGCCUCCAACACUAUUUUCGGCACCUUGGAAGGUUGGUGGAUGUCAGAGGACGGGCGUAAGGAUGGACCGCUUCUCACCGUGCCAGAAUGGGACCGUCUAUUGAGACGACAUUCCUUCAGUGGCGUGGAUCUUACUAUUCCAGCCCACCUUGGCUCAACAUCGUCCUUAAGCAGCAUGAUAGUUACCAAAGCUACAAUGGACCUGAGUCAAGAGGGUCGAUGUCCCCAAUCUAAGAUGAAAGCUAGUGUUUGUUUCACAAAUACGGACUCCCCUCAGACGGAUGCCUUCAGCAGUGGAAUAUGUCAUUCUUUGAGCAACAAAGGAGUUGAAUGCAAUAAGAAAUCUUGGGAUACGACCAUUGCUGAAGAUCUCGACAGACCUCUGAUUGUCCUUGACUCGGCCGAACGCCCAUUGCUGCUCAAUCCAUCCCACGAAAUAUUUGAACACACCAAAAAGUUUCUACUCCAGGGAAAGUAUGUCCUCUGGGUCAACUUCCAGGAGUCAGCUCAACCUGAAAGUGCGGCCUUGAAGAAUAUGAUCAAUGGCAUGGCUAGAGUAAUCAGGCGUGAGAACCCCAGUCUACGAAUCAUCACAGUCGACGUCCAAGACCAAGUUACUCUUCCCGGAUGCCUAGAGCAUAUUACCCAGAUACUUGCUGAAAUUGCUAUUUCGUCAUUCUGGCCAGCCUCAGAAGAGGUUCGGGCCGAUGAGUGGGAAUAUACCGUCUCCGGUGGCGAAUUAACCAUCCCAAGAGUGAUUCCUGACGACCGCUUUGCAAGUUUCAUAGACAGCAGCAAUAAUCAGGGUGGCGGAAAUAUGACUCAAUGUAACUAUCUUGACAAAGAUAGGCCUCUCAUGCUUGACGUCCAGGUACCAGGAUUGCUCAACACUCUCCGUUUUGUGGACAAUAAUGCCAUGGCAGAACCACUUGGUCCUGACCAGAUUGAGCUCCAGGCUUGCGCGUACGGUGUCAAUUUCAAGGAUGUGUUUAUUGCCUUGGGUCAGAUGCAACCUGGUGUACCGAUGACAGGUGAGGUGGCCGGAAUAGUCACUUCAGUCGGCUCCAACCUUCAAUCAGUGUGGAAAACUGGCGAUAGGGCAAUUGGACUCAUGGUCGCCCCUUUCGGAAACCAAGUACGAGUCAAUGGCAAGGGUAUCGUCCCCAUUCCAGAUUCCAUUUCCUUCACCGACGCUGCUUCCAUCCCGAUCGUCUUUUACACGGCGUGGUACUGUCUCACCCAGGUUGCUCGACUGGAGAGCAGCCAGAGUGUUUUGAUCCACGCAGCGUCAGGUGGUGUCGGUCAGGCCGCAAUUCAGAUUGCGAAGCUGAUCGGAGCCGAGAUAUAUGCUACUGUGGGAAGCACGACAAAGCGAAAGCUGAUACAAGACCAAUACGGCAUAGCAGAUAGUCACAUAUUUUCGUCACAUACUCGGAAUUUCAAGAAAGGCAUCAUGCGUUCAACUAGGGGCAAGGGCGUUGAUGUGGUUCUCAACUCGCUUUCGGGUGAAUUCCUGAUGGACAGCUGGGACUGCGUUGCUCCUUUCGGAACGUUCCUCGAAAUUGGCAAGACGGAUAUAUAUGGGCAUAGCCAGCUGAACAUGGCUCCUUUCGAGAAGCAGGCGACUUUUGCUGCAGUGGAUACGUCGCAUAUGUACCGACUUCGUCCCGAGUAUGUGAGUAAAGGCCUUGCAGAAAUAUUCGACAUGGUCGACAAGGGCCUUUAUAAGCCUGUACACACUGUGACCGAGUACCCGAUGAGUCGCAUCGAGGACGCCUUCCGUCUCAUCGCUGCUCGGAAACACGUCGGAAAGCUGGUGUUGGUAGCUGAUGCACAGACAGUUGUUCCAGCGCCCAGGCCGAAGCCCAAGCCACUUCGACUACACCGCGAAGGGACAUAUGUCAUUGGAGGUGGCCUCGGUGAUUUGGGCAGGAGAAUGAGCCAUUUCCUUGCCGAGAAAGGGGCCGGUCACAUCGUGACCCUCUCGCGCCGGAAUAUCGAUAUUCAACAGCGCUCCUCCCUGGAGGAAAGUAUUAAAAAAAUUGGCAGUACACUCCAUAUAGUCAAAUGUGACAUUACCGAUGAGGAAAGUAUGCGUGCUGCUGCAACAGAAAUAUCCCAACUACCACCAGUGAGAGGCAUCAUCCAGGGUGCAUUAGUGCUUUGUGACCAUCCCUUGGAGUACAUGAACGUGGAAGAUUGGAUGACCGCGUUAAAACCCAAGGUUCAGGGCACACUGAACAUGCACAAGCUAUUGUGCUCACCCAAAACUACCGAUUUCUUCAUCAUGCUUUCGUCCGUUGCUAGCAUUGUUGGAGCGACCUCACAAAGUAACUAUAGUGCAGGUAAUUCUUUCCAGGAUGCCUUCGCCCACGCACAACAAGCCACUAGCUCGCUCACCAAGUAUACCACCAUAAACGUUGGUGUCGUUGAGGGCUCAGAACAGAUAGCCCGAGCACUGGAUCAAAACAGUGAAAUUGUGCGAAUCAUUGGCAGUGUAACGUUCGACGAACUUUUCGCUACGCUCGAAUAUGCAAUGGGAUCACAAGCCAGGCUUGAUGAAGCUAACCAAUGUAUCAUGCCUUUCGACCGUGACUCUAUGGAAGACGCCAUAGGUGAAACGGCUUUGAGUGAUCAUUUGUUCGACCAUGUGACAAGUCGGAGGAAACUGGAAGUUAUCGCAAACAAUGGCCCGAGAAGCAAUCAGCCAGCAAGCGCCACCCAGGCUGUUGAACAAGCCAAGUCGGUUGAGGAUGCGGAGAACAUUGUUCAGAGUGCCAUUGCCGACAAGGUUGCUGCGUUUAUGGGCGAUGAGGUGCCUGUCGACCAACCCAUAACAAAUCUUGGAUUAGAUUCCCUAGUCUCCAUUGAAAUCAAGAAUUGGGUCAAACACAUUUUCAAGGUCCCACUUCAGACUUCGGAGCUAAUGAAUGCACGAAGCAUCAUCGCUCUAGCUAAACUCAUCGUAUCGAGGAUGGAGCUCAAGGGCAAAGGCAGCGGGGGAAAACAGAGUGUGGGCAAGACAGAGACAUCAUCGCCUGGAACUGUCACCACAAAUGAUCAUAACGAAAAGACCCACCAUAGCUGGGACUGCUGCAAGCUCUCUAAAGAACCACUUGCACAGCCACUACCAGAUCUUGAUGAUGCACUCGAUUUCUGGAUCAGCACAACCGGACAUCUCUACAGCCCCGAACAGCUCCAGACGGUUCAACAGGACAUUCAAACAAUUAAAGCCCCGGAUAGCCCGGCUCGCCGUGCUUUCCAAGAAUUAUUAAAGACACAUGAACAUGAAAAGAUGAGCAAUGGCUGGUACAAUGAUGUCCUGUCAGACGCUCGGUGGCUGAGCAAGCGAUACCCGGUCGCUCCGUACCAGAGCAUCAUGGUCACACAUCGAGAUAGUAAGAGACUUCAAUCACAGGCAGAACGUGCCGCUAUUAUUUCCUCGUCGGUCUUUUCCUUCAAUCGGGCUAUGAAGGCCGGAAAGAUUGAGCCUUUCUGGAUCGCCGGAAAACCCUCAUGCACGUGGAGAUGGGAUUGGCUCUUCAACUCGGUGCGGGAGCCCCAUAUUGGUUGCGACAAGAUGAUGCGAUACGAUGACUGUAAUCAUAUAGCAGUGUUAAGGAAGGGCCACGUCUUCAAGGUGAUGCUCCAAGAUCAUGGUGAAGACAUGCUGCUGGAGAAGCUCGAAGCCACGUUCGAAGCUAUCAUAACGCAGGUUGAAGAUAAUGCUCUCUGGACAGGUAUAUUGACAACAGAUGAAAGAAACUCGUGGGCGAUGGUGAGAGAAAAGCUGUCGUCAUCGAGCCUUACCAAUGCCGAAUACUUUCGUGUCAUUGAGUCUGCAAUGUUCGUCUUGUGCUUGGAUGAUGGAUUUCCUGAGACACCGGAAGAAAGAGCGCGACAGGGUUACAUCGGGGAUGGCUCGAAUCGCUGGUUCGACAAAGUGUUGCAAUUUACCGUGAGCGAGAACGGACGGUCAGGUUUGAUAACGGAGCAUGGAGGAGUGGACGGCACCACUUCUGCACGCCUGUCAGAAUGGAUCGCAAAGGCCAUUGAUGAAUACUUGCCCAGAAAUAUUCACCACUAUGAGAAUAUCCAGCUCGAGGAAGUGGUGCUUGAAUCCACAGUUGAAGUAGAUAGCCACAUCGAUAUACUGAAGCGUCGUUUCCGUGAGAACACCUCAGCAGGGACAUAUAUGCGAGAAACUCUCACCGAAUUCGGCACUGACUUCCUUGUCCAAGGCAAAAUGCCCGUCAAGCAAGUUGUUGACAUCACCUUCCAGCUCGCCGUGCGCCUCUUUUAUGGACGAAACAUCCCUUCAUGGGAGUCUAUCAGCGUAGCUUACUACCAUCAGGGCCGAACCGAGUCCGUACAGAGGGCCCUCGCCGCUGUUGUUUCUUUCUGUGAUGCAGCAGCCAAGGCAUACAACGGUGAGGAUGGCAUCGGAGCAACCCCUGUUGAUACCGUCAAACUGGCGGCUCUCCUAUCGACAUCCACUAAACAAAUGAAUGCCAAUAUGCAAGAAAUUCUUAACGGACGCAGUCACAUACGAGUCAUGGAGUUGCUGAACUGGGUGUGGCCAUCUGACGCUGCCAUUCCAAAGCCACGGUCCUUGAGUGAGGGGCUUUUCCAUGGUAGGCCCUCCGUCUACGCUCAAAGCAAUGCCCUCGAGACCGACAUGGUCAUCAACGACUUUGUAUCUUUGUUGCCCAACCCGGAAGGAUUCUGGACAAUCAUGAUGCCAGAGAAAAACUCGAUUCGUCUUUCUCUCACCGGUGGAUCACAGGAACGGACUACAGCUUUCAGCAAACAAUUGCAUCGUGCUGCUGGGAUUAUACGCGAUAUCGUCCAGGGGGCUAGUUAA